Molecule: messenger RNA, 1809 nt
Organism: Entamoeba nuttalli P19
Lineage: Eukaryota; Evosea; Mastigamoebida; Endamoebidae
Product: Ras guanine nucleotide exchange factor, putative
Exons: 1
Coding region: 1-1809 (602 amino acids)
Biological process (GO): positive regulation of GTPase activity; Ras protein signal transduction
Cellular component (GO): plasma membrane
Molecular function (GO): guanyl-nucleotide exchange factor activity
Source: RefSeq, a predicted model, not a curated record
AUGACUGAGCAAAGACACAUGUGUAUUGCAACAACGAUGUGUCCUAAAUGUCGAGAGUUAUUAUGUGAAGAAUGUUUAAUGAAAGGAAUAAAAGAAAAUGGAUGUUGUUAUAAAUGUAAGCAACCACUUACAUUAGAAGAGAUUAAAUUAAAAAGAAGAGGAUCUACUAUGAUUCAUACUACAGACUUUAGUAAUUCAGAUAAACUUCCACCAUUAAGUGCUAAAAUUGGGAAUAUACCAAAAGUUUCAUCUGCUAUUUCACCAUUAUUAUCACCAGGAAGAAGUUUAUCAUUUAGUUCUAAUGAUUCAUCAUUAGCAGCAAGUGAAGAUUCAUUUUUAUUAGAAUAUAAAAGUUCUGAAAAGAAAACAAAUUCAUCAAUUCCAAGUUCAAGUUAUGGUGAAAGUGUUGAAAGUCAAAAUUCAACAGGUAAAAGUUCAUGGUUUGAAAAUGAAAAAGAUUAUAGUCCUCAUAGUAAUGCAAAUAUGUUUGAUUUACCUACAACAGAUGAAUAUAUUACUUUUACUAAAGAAAGUGGUAGUAAUGCAAAAAUAAUUCAAUAUGCAACAUUAGAAAAAUGUCUUCAAUUUAUUACAUCAAAAAAUUGUGAAGAUAGUUAUUUUACACAAUGUUUUGUUUAUUCAUUUAAAUUAAUAACAACAACUACAAAAUUAUUAAAAUUAUUAAUUAUUUUAUUUAGUCCAAAUAAACCAAUUGAUAUGUUAUGGAAUGAUUUUAUUCAAAAUAUUAUUAUUCCAACACGUACACGUAUAUUAGCAUUAGUAAAAAUGUUAAUUCAAGUUUUUCCAAAUGACUUUAAAGAAGAACAAAAUCAAGAAGCAAUUAAUGAUCUUAUUCAACUUUAUACAACAUAUAACAAAUCAAUGGGUUUAAAUUUACAAAAAUCAUUUGACAAUAGAUUUGGUCUUAAAAUGGAAUGUGUUAUUUUAAAGAGAAAUGUUCCUCUUCUUCCGGUAGAUGAUAAAUUUAGUGGAAUUCUUUGUAUUUCACCAUUGGAUUUUGCAGAACAAAUGACUUUAAUUCAAAUGGAAUCAUUUGUUGCAAUUCCUUCUGAUGAAUUUUUAAAUCAAGGAUGGACAAAAAAGAAUAAAGAACAAUUAACACCACAUAUUGUUAAUAUGAUUAAAUUAUCUAAUAAAUUAAUUCAUAUUGUUCAAACAGAAAUUGUUAUGCAACCAACAUAUGCAUUAAGAAGUCUUGCAUUAUUUUAUUUUAUUACAGCAGCAGAAACAAUGAGAACAAUUCAAAAUUUUGAUGGAAUGAAAGCAAUUGUUACUGCAUUACAAUCUGUUUCAGUAUUUAGACUUAAAGUAUCAUGGGAAAUGCUUCAACAAAGUACAAAAAGUAUAUUUACAAAUUUAGUUCAUAUCUGUUCAGAAGAUAAUAAUUUUACUGAAUUAAGAAAAAUAAUGAAUAUUGCAAUACCACCAACAAUUCCAUUUAUUGGAAGUACAUUAACUGAUUUAAUUUAUACAAGUGAUGGUAAUAAAGCAUCAACAAAUAAUAAAUUUAAUUUUUAUAAAUUACGUGGAAUUGGUAAUUUAAUUAAAGAAAUUCAAAUGAAACAAAAAACUUCAUUUUCAUUUAAUAUUGCACCAAAUGUAAGAGAUUUUAUCAAUUCAAUUCAAGUAAUUUCUAAUGAAGACCAAUUAUUUAAUUUAUCUCAAAAACAUGAACCAAAAGUUACUGAAAAAUUUAUAGAUUUAACAAAAAAACCUUAUAAACAUGAUGCUAAAGAAGCUAAAGAACUUCUUAAAUCAUAUCUUAAACGAAUAAAACAAUUAAGAUAG